Molecule: messenger RNA, 1155 nt
Organism: Chelonus insularis
Lineage: Eukaryota; Metazoa; Arthropoda; Insecta; Hymenoptera; Braconidae
Gene: Hmgcl
Product: hydroxymethylglutaryl-CoA lyase
Exons: 2
Coding region: 79-1113 (344 amino acids)
Biological process (GO): ketone body biosynthetic process; L-leucine catabolic process
Molecular function (GO): hydroxymethylglutaryl-CoA lyase activity
Source: RefSeq, a predicted model, not a curated record
ACGUAUCUCGUUUGAGAUUGAGUGCAGAUCCUCCUCUCAGUUGGAAAUAAUCAUUUAUUAUUUUCUUAUGUCUAUCAUAUGCUGAUAAAUGCAUAUAAGCCGGAAACAUUUUAUAUAACUAUUAAAAUUAAUUUUCUAAUUUUUAAAAUGUUCUCGAAGAGAUUCAUCCCAAGAACGUCAUCGAAUUUUGUAAGAAGUUUAAGUAAUUUUAUUAGAGUGGUAGAAGUUGGACCUCGAGAUGGAUUACAAAAUGAACCGAAACUUCUUCCAACACCCAUUAAAAUAGAACUCAUUAAUCAACUAUCCACAACUGGUUUGAAAACUAUUGAAGCUACAAGUUUCGUAUCGCCAAAGUGGAUACCUCAGAUGCAAGAUAAUACAGCAGUAUUUCAAGGCAUCAAUAAAAAUUCUGAAAUUAGUUAUCCAGUUUUAGUACCAAACUUAAAAGGCUUAGAAAGUGCUCUUACAGUUGGAGUGAAAGAGAUUGCAAUUUUUGGAGCAGCAUCUGAAUCUUUUUCUUUGAAAAAUAUAAAUUGUUCCAUCGAUGAAAGCAUGAGAAGAUUUAAAGAAGUUAUAAAAAAAGCUCGAGAAAGUAAAUUAAAAAUUAGAGGAUAUGUUUCUUGUAUUGCAGGAUGUCCUUAUGAAGGAGAUGUCAGUCCAACAUCUGUGGCUAAAAUAUCAGCUUUAAUGUUAGAAGAAGGUUGCUAUGAAAUAUCGCUUGGAGAUACAAUUGGAGUAGGUACUCCAAAAAAAAUAAACUCAGUUCUAAAGGAGAUUAAAAGUUUGUCAACAGCAGGAAAUUUACAAGAAUUUGCUAUUCAUUGCCAUGACACUUAUGGGCAAGCAAUAGCAAAUAUUUAUGCCAGUCUUGAAUAUGGAAUUAGAGUUUUUGAUUCCUCAGUAGCUGGUCUUGGAGGCUGUCCUUAUGCUGCUGGAGCUUCUGGAAAUGUUGCUACAGAAGAUCUCCUUUAUUUACUCCAUAAUGAAGGAUUCAAUACAGGUGUUGAUUUAAAUGCAGUAAUCAAAAUAGGAGAUUGGAUUAGUAAUGAAUUAGGAAGAAAAUCUCAAUCAAAAGUUGGCAUAGCUCUAUUAGCUAAAGAACGUAAAAAAUAAUGACUGAAAACAGUAAUAAAUGAUUAUAUUUAUAGCGAAAAA